Molecule: messenger RNA, 816 nt
Organism: Clonostachys solani
Lineage: Eukaryota; Fungi; Ascomycota; Sordariomycetes; Hypocreales; Bionectriaceae
Source: the annotation of a GenBank genome assembly
AUGGCCGAGACAGGAAAGUCCUUGAGAAACGCUUCUGAGGAAGGAUCCUCUUCCUUCUUCCAUACACCUUUGUGCCUACAGCAAGAAACCACCACGUGCCAUUCCAAUGCGCAGCACCACGAUCAAAUUACGCCCAACCAUCUGGACCGGGCGCUGCUGCGGCUAGUCCCCGACCACCCCGUAGCCAAAGCAGCCUUGGACAUUGCUCUUCGAACCCUGUCGCCCGCCAUUCUCAAUCACAGCCUCCCCACGUACAUCUACGCCAAGUCUUAUUCCUCUCUCCUCCAACGGGAGCCAGCUCCCACGGGCGUGUCCAUUGAGCCCGUCUUCCUCGAGCCGCACACGCUGUUUGUGGCCUGCCUGUUCCACGACCUUGCCACGGGGCCCGAGUACGACGCCGACGCCACCCGCUUCGAGGUCGUCGGUGCCCAGGAAGCCGCCAAGCUGCUCAGGAAGUUUGGCGUGGGCGAGGCGUCCAUCCGCGAGGCCUGGCUGGCCAUGUCGCUCCAUUCCACGCCCGGCGUGGCCGAGCACCUCAGCGGCACCACGGGAGCUUUCCGUAGAGCCAUUAGGGCCGAGUUUGGGGGUUUUUGUGGUCCGGAAUUAAAGGAAGCCAAUCCGGAGUUGCAGGAAUCAGACCUCGAGAUAAUCCAGGAGCGGCUCCCGCGUCUCGACAUUGAAAAGGUCCUUGGUGAUGCGGUUGUUCGCCAAGCACUGCAAAAUAGGGCCAAGGCACCGGUGGCAUCUUGGCCAGGUCAGUUGUUGGUUUCGCAUGAUGCAAACCCGGGCUGGGAGGGAGUAAACCGAGCAUUCUAG